Molecule: messenger RNA, 3633 nt
Organism: Rana temporaria (common frog)
Lineage: Eukaryota; Metazoa; Chordata; Amphibia; Anura; Ranidae
Gene: GADL1
Product: glutamate decarboxylase like 1
Exons: 15
Coding region: 227-1786 (519 amino acids)
Biological process (GO): carboxylic acid metabolic process
Cellular component (GO): cytoplasm
Molecular function (GO): carboxy-lyase activity; pyridoxal phosphate binding
Source: RefSeq, a predicted model, not a curated record
UUAAUAGAUGCCCUGCUUUGCUAUUGGAGAGAAGCAGCAAGGCAGCAGCUGCAGCAGCAGGACAGAGCAAAGCCAGGGUGGAGACAGGGACAGUGACACCAGACACCUGUAAAUGAUUCACUUGUGCAGUGAGCACCCGCACUGAUUUCCCCCAGGGACCGGGAUAUCAUUUGGGGAGCCCUUAGGCGAAGCAAGCAAAAGUCACCUUCAACGACCAGAGCCAUCAAUGAGCAGCAGCCAGAACAUACAGAUGGAGGCUGAUCCUUGCCCUGGGGAAUCGAGAAGUAUGAAGAAGAAUGCAGUGCUUGUGGAUGGUGUCAUCUUAAAUGGACCAAUAAUUGAUAGCAAUUCUGGAGAAAAAUUUGUUGAAGAGGUUUAUAGACUACUGAUGAAUGAAGUCAUAUAUAAGGCAACUGAUGUAACAGAAAAGGUUUGUGAAUGGAAAGACCCUGAACAACUUAAAAAGCUUCUGGAUGUAAACAUCAGAGAUAUUGGAGAGCCUCAUCAGGAACUUCUGCAACUGUGUCAAAAUACUAUUAAAUACAGUGUCAAAACAAGUCAUCCAAGAUUUUUCAAUCAAUUGUACGCUGGAAUGGAUCAUUACUCAUUGGCAGCAAGGUUUAUUACAGAAGCUUUGAACCCAAGUGUAUAUACUUAUGAAGUAUCCCCUGUUUUUAUUCUAAUUGAGGAAGCUGUUUUGCUAAAAAUGUCAGAAUUUCUUGGCUGGAAGGCUGCUGAUGGUAUAUUUAGCCCAGGUGGAUCAGUCUCAAAUAUGUAUGCUGUAAAUAUGGCAAGAUACAAACACUGUCCUGACAUAAAGGAGCAUGGACUUUCAAAUACUCCACGACUUGUAAUGUUUACAUCAGAAGAGUGUCACUACUCCAUGAAGAAGGCAGCUGCUUUCCUUGGUAUUGGCACACACAAUGUGUAUUUUGUUAAGGCUGAUCAUCAGGGAAAGAUGAUUCCAGAAGAACUCGAGAAGCAGAUACAAAAAGCAAAAGAGGAGGGAGCCGCGCCAUUCCUUGUCAUUGGCACAUCUGGUACUACUGUGUUAGGUGCAUUCGAUCCUCUGGAUGGUAUAGCAGACAUCUGUGAGAGGCAUAAACUUUGGUUCCAUGUUGAUGCCUCCUGGGGAGGAUCAGCUUUAAUGUCAAGAAAAUAUAAAAAGCUUUUGCACGGCAUUGACCGGGCUGAUUCAGUUGCAUGGAAUCCUCAUAAAAUGUUAAUGGCUGGGAUCCAGUGUUGCGCUUUCCUGGUGAAAGACAACUCGGAUCUGCUUAAGAGGUGUCAUUCAGCAGAAGCCACCUAUCUCUUCCAGCAGGAUAAAUUCUAUGAUGUUCGAUAUGACACCGGAGACAAAUCCAUUCAAUGCAGUAGGCGCGCAGAUGCAUUCAAGUUCUGGUUGAUGUGGAAAGCUUUGGGGACCAUAGGACUUGAAGAGCGAGUAAACCGCGCCCUAGCAUUAUCAAGAUAUCUAGCAAAUGAAAUCAAGAAAAGAGACGGGUUUGAACUUCUCUGGGAGCCAGAGUAUGCAAAUAUAUGCUUUUGGUACAUUCCGCCAAGCUUAAGAGACGUGGAGAAGGGACCAGAAUACUGGCAACAACUAAACCAGGUUGCACCCAUAAUUAAAGAAAGGAUGAUGAGAAAAGGAAGCAUGAUGGUGGGAUAUCAACCACACCGUGACAAAGUCAACUUCUUCCGCCACAUUGUCAUCAGCCCCCAAGUGAGCCGUGAAGAUAUGGACUUUGUGUUGGAUGAGAUUGAACUGCUCGGCAAAGACUUGUAGCUGUGGCACAGCAGCACAAUGUGCUGCUCUUAUAUGGCUUGACAAAAGAGAGACUGCAGCAUUUUACACUAGACAUACACUAUAGUAUAGGCGUAGGCUAGACUGCCACAUCAUUUUAUUUUCCUGACCAUAAUCAAGCAUAUUCUAUACAAAAACAAGAGACAAUAAUUGUGCACUACAAUAUAUUUUCUGCUUAUAGAAUAAAACAGGCUAUACCCUUGCAGUUUACUUUCAGCUACAUGUUUAGGCAUUUUUCUAUAUACCUUAUAGUAUGCUUAUGCCAAAUAUUCAUAGUGGCAUGGAAUUUUUCUAAAUUCACAUGUCUGCCAAUUGAUGGUAUUUAUGCUAGUGUCCUUUGGAAUAUUCAGGCAUUUAUUCUAUGCUAGUUAUCAUCUAAGGCAUGCAUAAAGUAUCAAAGGAUAUCUUCACCCAAGGUCAGCUAGGACAUCACACAUUUAAAUAUAGCAUAUACUGUAUCUACUUACAAUUACAACAAUCAUGAACAGAACAGUUUCGCCUUCUGGUCAUUUUGCCUGGGCUCAAAAUCAGAAAAUUUUCCCUAUGCCUUGAAUAACAAAAUUCUCUGAUACACACUCCUCCCAGGCAGAGUGGCUGGAUGUAGAACUACCUGACACAAAGCUUUGAAAUGAACACUUUAUGGUAAUAGGGAAUAAGAGUACGUGAAGGUCUGUCAAUGAGCUUUCUUUUGACAUCAGUUUGAGAUGCUGCUGACAUCAUUUGGAGUUCAUUGACAGCUGCAUAUGGUCUGCUUAAAGCUGCUUUUGUAUUCCAUAAAUCUUUCAUGGAGAGAGAAGCAACUUUGAUGUGAACAAAGCCCAUUGUCGCAGGCUUUAAUAGUUAUCACAGUAAGUCUUCCAAACCCGUUCCACUGAGAAUAGUUCAGUGGAGUAUAUAUAUAGUUAAUGAAAAACUUGUCUCUACAUAGCAGAACUAAAGCUUUACCCCAGUCAUAAUAAAAAAUAACUUGAUAUUAAAUCCACCUUCCCCGGUAAAGAAUGUAUUGCUUGCUUUUUCUAGGGAAUGGCUAACAUACAGUAAUACUGACCUUACAUUUCAAUCUUCCUCCCUGCUGAUAACUGGUCCACCAAAGCUGUUCUUUCUCUGCAUGCUAAUGUCUGACCAGUUUUUUCAAGGACCUUCUCAUGGAUGUCACCACUCCUAAAAUCAGUGAAGGACGAGUGACCACAUCUUCAGGAUGGGAUGUGGCCUCUAGUAGGAAUGCCCUCCUACUUUCUAUCACUGAGUGGACCAUGGUGUAAAGUAAAUAUUAGUGUAUGCUAACCUAUCCCCUAAAAAAAAGAGCCACAGAUACUCCUUAGGUGGAGGCAUUGUGGAGAUUUUUUUUUUUUUUGAAUGUGCCUGGAGUUAGACUCAAAGUAACUGUGCAAUAGUUUUACAGAAUAAAGAGAAUGAAAAUGUAAAGACUCAGGAAAAAAUAUAGUUUGUGUCUACCUAUAGAACAAAAUAACUAUACACUUAUUUUUCUGCUCAUAAUGCAAUCAGGUUUGUUUUGUUUUUUUCCUUUGUUUUUUAUGAACUCAAGUUGUCUCCUGAAACAAUCAAUUAAUUUAUUAUUAUACAUAUAUGAUUGAUUGGUAUUAAACCAUUACUUGUUUUUCUUUAAUACUAAAUAAUUAGAUCUGUGAUAGUGAAUGAAUAUGUACAGAAGAAUGUGUUGUGAUCUUUGACUGUUAGCAUUGCUAGUUUAAAUAAUGCAAUACCUAAACCUCUUUUUCAUAAUGACAAGUAUUGGAAUCUUUCUAUGUCUUUUACUCAUGUUUUUGUUGUGUGCUUACUAAAUUAAAUAUUGGUGCAUUUAAAGAUAA